This is a messenger RNA of Lucilia sericata (common green bottle fly), 6711 nucleotides long. Its product is annotated as unconventional myosin-VIIa. The record is from RefSeq and is a predicted model, not a curated record. Lineage: Eukaryota; Metazoa; Arthropoda; Insecta; Diptera; Calliphoridae. The coding region runs from base 317 to 6697 and encodes 2126 amino acids. Gene Ontology annotation, biological process: vesicle transport along actin filament; actin filament organization; sensory organ development. The transcript is spliced from 14 exons. Gene Ontology annotation, cellular component: actin cytoskeleton; microvillus; vesicle. Gene Ontology annotation, molecular function: ATP binding; microfilament motor activity; actin filament binding.
UUUGUGUUAAAGACGGUGGACAGACAAGAACGUUGGUGCUAAAAAAAAAAAAAAAUAUUUGUUAAAACAAUUAUAUAUUUAUUUAAAAAAAGUUAAAUAACAAUAAAAGUAUUAGAAAAAAUUUAAGUUUAUAAAAAUAGUGAUAAAAAAAAUUCAAUUGAAAUUUUACGGUGCCAGAAAAAGAGACUAAAAACAUAUAAAAGAAAUUAUAAAAAAAAGUUUUUAAAAAAGUUUAUAAAAUUUCUGUUGUUAACAAAUUAUGUUUAUUAAAUUAACAAAAAAAUUUGUAUAAAUAAUUAAAUAUUAAUUAAAGAAAAUGUCUUCAUUUCAAAAUGAUCAUGGUGAAUAUGUAUGGGUGAAACCCCAACCCCAGCAAAUAAAUGAAAUCGAAUUUGCGGUACCUUUUGGGGCUCGUAUAGUGCGCACCGAUAAGACGCGAACUUUGAUUUGUGACGAUGACAACAAACAGUAUUGGGUGGAUAAUAAUGACAUUGUCAAGGCCAUGCAUUUGACAUCACAAACGGGCGUCGAAGAUAUGAUAACACUUGGUGAUCUGCAGGAAUAUACAAUAUUAAGGAAUCUAGAGAUAAGAUAUCGUGAGAAAAAGAUUUAUACCUAUACCGGUUCCAUGUUAGUGGCCGUUAAUCCCUACCAAGUCUUACCCAUCUACACGAAUAAAGAAAUAACCGAAUAUCGGGGCAAGAAAAUCAAUGACUUACCGCCACAUAUCUUUGCCAUUAGUGACAAUGCUUUCCAGGAGAUGAAUCGCGAUAAAGCCAAUCAAUGUAUAGUUAUAAGUGGAGAAUCUGGGGCUGGUAAAACAGAAAGUACAAAACUGAUACUACAAUAUUUGGCAGCGAUAAGUGGUAAACAUUCUUGGAUUGAACAACAGAUUAUCGAGGCUAAUCCCAUAAUGGAAGCCUUUGGUAAUGCCAAAACUGUACGCAAUGACAAUUCCUCACGUUUUGGCAAAUACAUAGAUAUACGUUUCACCGAGGCGGGCAAUAUACAGGGUUCAAAAAUAGAGCAAUAUCUGCUGGAGAAAUCACGUAUUGUUUCGCAAAGUCAAGAUGAAAGAAAUUAUCAUAUAUUCUAUUGCAUGUUGGCGGGUCUAUCUGCAGAAGAGAGAAAACGUUUGGAACUUACCGAAACCUCACCCACCAAAUAUCACUAUUUAGCUCAAGGAGGUUGCACUACACUUAAGGGGAAAAACGACAUGAAAGAUUUUGCUGACAUAAGAUCGGCCAUGCAGGUUCUUUCCUUUAAACCGGAAGAAGUUUGGAAUAUUUUCACCAUGCUGGCGGCCAUUUUACAUUUGGGAAACUUACAUUUUAAAGCAACAGAAGUACAAAAUAUGGAAGCUGCUGAGGUCAAUGAUAACACUAAUGCUAAUAGAAUAUCUUCCUUAUUGGGCGUAACAAAAGAGGCCUUAUGUACCGCUUUAGUACAAAAGACCAUUUUGGUGCACGGUGAACAUGUUGUGACGCCCCUCUCCAAAGAAUCGGCUUUAGAAGGCAGAGAUGCUUUUGUCAAGUCUCUAUAUGGCAGCAUAUUUGUCAGGAUAGUUCAGCGUAUAAAUGAAACAAUAGACAAGGAUCCGGGUAAAACUAUGAAUUCUAUAGGAGUUUUGGAUAUAUUUGGUUUUGAAAAUUUCACCGACAAUAGUUUUGAACAAUUGUGCAUAAACUAUGCCAAUGAAAACUUGCAACAAUUCUUUGUGAAACAUAUAUUCAAGAUGGAACAACAAGAAUAUCAAAAUGAAAACAUCAACUGGCAGCAUAUUGAGUUCCAAGACAAUCAAGAAAUACUCGAUUUAAUUGGCAUGAAAUCGGUUAACAUUAUGUCUCUCAUCGAUGAAGAAUCUAAAUUCCCCAAAGGUUCCGAUCAAACCCUGCUCGAAAAACUUCAUGUACAACAUGGCACACGUUCGAUUUAUGUUAAACCUAAAUCUUCGCAGGAUUCUAAAUUCGGUAUACGUCAUUAUGCUGGCAUAGUUAUGUAUAAUCCUCAUGGUUUUCUCGAAAAGAAUCGUGAUUCGUUUAGCAUGGAUUUGGGUGAUAUGAUACAGAAGUCAAAGAAUAAAUUUUUGAAGGAUAUUUUCCCUCAGACUCCCAAACAUGAUACGAUGAAAAAACAGUUGACUUUAUCGGUGAAAUUUCGUAAUUCUUUGGAUUUAUUGAUGAAAACUUUGGCGGCGGCUCAUCCGUUUUUCAUUAGAUGCAUUAAGCCGAAUGAGAAUAAGCAGGCAAAUCAAUUCGACAAAGAACUAUGCAUACGACAACUUCGUUACUCUGGCAUGAUGGAAACUGCUCGCAUACGACGAGCUGGCUAUCCAAUACGUCACACAUACAAAGAGUUCGUAGAACGUUACCGACUCCUAAUGCCAAGUGUAGGCCCAAUAGAUAAAAUCAAUUGUCGUCAAGUGGCCCAGGAAAUAUGUAAGAACAUUUUACCCGUUAAAAGUGAUUAUCAAUUUGGCAAAACAAAAGUCUUCUUAAAAGACAACGAUGAUGUUUUCCUAGAAGAAGAACGUUCAGCUGUUAUACUCAAAUCUAUAAUAACCAUACAAAAAGGUUUUCGUAAGAUACUCUUUAAACGUUUCCUUGAGAAACAUCGUAAAGCUAUAGUGGUGAUACAGAAAACAUGGCGUGGUUAUAGAGAACGUAAGAAUUAUGUUGUUAUGCAGAGAGGAUUCCAUCGUUUGGCAGCCUCUAUAGCUUCUAGAGAUUUAACUUAUCGUUUUACUCUAAUGAGAACACGCAUAAGACUUUUGCAAGCACACUGUAGAGGUUAUUUGGUGAGAAAAGAAUUUAGAGCCAAAUAUGCUUUACGUUUAGCUAAAGUAAGAGAAUUAAGGCUCUUGAGAAGCCAAGAAGAAGAACAGUAUCGUAAAGCUAAAGAACGCAAUUGGAAGGAACAUGCCGAAGAGAAUUACCAGAAACGUUUAAGAGGUAUUGAUCCUUUGAUUAAAACCACACCCACCACCCCAGCCGUUGUAGUUCAAACUAAUGGUUAUGCCAAACAGGAAGAAUUCAAUACAGAUAAUUACAUUGAUGUGGAAUCAUCGAAAAAAGUGGUCGACGAUGUAUUUGGUUUUCUGGAUGAGGCUGAUCCCUCCAAAAAGUCCAUUUCAACUGGUGGCACUAUACGUCUACCCAAAUCAAAAGUGCCCAGCAUUGAUGCCUCCGAAUAUGGUUUUGCCAAAUUUGCUGCCACCUACUUCAAUUCGGGUGUAACAGGUCAAUAUAGUAAAAGACCCUUGAAAAAAUCUUUACUCGAUCAUGAUUUGCCUCUAGAUGAAAUAGCCGCUCAGUCAAUAUGGAUAAUAAUACUUCGUUUUAUGGGCGAUAUGGCUGAGGCCAAAUACGCUGACGAAGAUGACGAUACACAAAAAUUUGGCACUGUCAAGUCGAGUGUCAUGCAAAGAUUAACACAAACUCUAUCACGGUCAACCGUUCAAAGUAAAGAAUUUCAGGAGGCCUUAGCAGCCAUGGGUGAGAUGGAUCAGCAAAGAAAACUUAUACGUAAAACUUUGAAAAGAAAAACCAAACUACCAGAUAUAUUACGCAAGGCCUUAGAUAAUUCAGAUGAAAUUGAAUACUAUCAGCAAGUGUUAAAUACCAGAAUGAGUAAUUUGGACAAAUUACAUUUUGUAAUAGGACAUGGUAUAUUGAAACCGAAUUUGAGAGAUGAAAUUUUAUCGCAAAUUUGCAAACAACUAAGCAACAAUCCCUAUCGUACUUCCUUUGCCAAAGGCUGGAUUUUACUUUCGCUCUGCAUUGGUUGCUUUCCGCCUAGUUCUCGAUUUGAGCCCUAUUUAAGGUGCUUUCUGCAACAUGGCCCCGAAUUGUAUGGUUCCUAUUGUGAAAAUCGUUUAAAUCGUACUCUCAAAAAUGGUUCACGUACUCAACCUCCCUCCUGGUUGGAGUUGCAAUCAACACGCAAUAAAACACCCAUAACAUUGGAAAUUCUUCUCAUGGAUGGUGGUGUGAAAAAAUUACAAAUAGAUUCAGCUUCCACAGCUAAAGAAGCCGUACAACAAUUGUCCGAGAAUAUGGGUUUAAUCGAUUUCUUUGGUUUUUCUCUGGUCAUAUCGAUCUAUGAUAAAAUCAUGUCUUUGGGCAAUGGCAGUGAACAUAUUAUGGAUGCCAUUUCAAAUUGUGAACAAUAUGCCAAGGAACAGGGCUACAAUGAGCGCAAAGCACCGUGGAAAAUGUAUUUGCGCAAGGAAAUGUUUAGCACUUGGUAUGAUCCAAGUCAGGAUCAGCUGGCGACGCAUUUAAUUUAUAAACAGAUUUGUCGAGGUCUUAACUAUGGUGAAUACCGUUGUCGUACAGAGAAAGAUGUGGCCAUGAUUUGUGCUUUGCAAUAUUAUGCCGAACAUGGAGGAGAAAUGAAAGAUGAAAUUCUUCGCAAAUGCAUACCAGACUAUGUGCCCAAGGAUCUAUUAAUAUCUGGCGAGAAGGCAUUCAAGUCUUGGGAAUCUCUUAUACGUGAAACCUAUAGCAAAAAUGACUAUGUAAAACAGCGAACUCCUAGACAAACAGCCAAAGAAGAUAUUUGUCUAUAUGCCCACUUAACAUGGCCCAUGAUGUUUUCACGAUUUUUCGAAGCACUGCGUACAGCAGGACCUAAACUUAUGUCAGAUCAAAUAGUAAUUGCCAUCAAUUCAAAUGGUGUAUAUUUUGUCGAUGAAAUGGAACAGGUUUUGGCUGAACUAACCUAUGCUGAAAUAUCGAAAAUUUACUCGGAAGUAGAUCCAAAUUCUAAUAUAGAUAUUUUACAUAUUGAUACGGUACAAAAGGAAAAUUUCACCUUUAAGUGUUAUGAGGCCAAAGACGUACAGGAAUUGAUAGAGUUUAUGUGUAAAAAUAUUAAAAUGAGAUCGAAAUAUGUUAUGGCAAUGGAAGAUUUUAAACCCGACGAUAGUUUACUGGAAUCAAAACAAUGUUUAUUUUUACUUAGAGGAGAUCUUUUGCAAUUAGACAAUGGUGUCACAGGCUCUAGUAUAAUGGAAGCAACUAAUCAACAGUGGUUUAAGGGAAUUUGUAACAAUGAAAAGGGAGAAUUUCCAGGAAAGGCAGUAACGGUUUUGGCUUGUAUCUCUAAGCCCUCGGAAAGGAUUAUAAAAAUUUAUAAGGAUUUAAGUACAGAAACACCCACAAAACCCAUGAGAGCUAAAUAUAAUACCAUACAAAGAAAGAAAAUGCACAAUCUAAAGAAAUUUGCAGAAGAACAUUUUAGAGCGAAUUUGAGUGCUCGCAGAGGUUCUGCAAGUGGUUUGCAUAGUGCGCGUUCUGAUGGCGAUGAACUGUGGCGUCAUACACGUAAUUUAUUAAAAGCUCCUUUACUAAAACAAUUACAACAUGAAGAGGAACUAUUUGAAUUGGCAGUUAUAAUGUUUCAGAAUAUAUUAAAGUAUAUGGGUGAUAUACCCAGCGGUAAGCAGCCUACCAAUACAGAUUUCAUAUUCAAACCUUGUCUGGAGCAUGAUCAACUUCGGGAUGAACUAUAUUGUCAACUAAUGAAACAGCUAACGGAUAAUAAUGCUAACUAUAGCGAAGAAAGAGGUUGGGAUCUAAUGUAUUUGGCUACGGGCUUAACAUUUCCCUCUGGUGUUGUUAUGAAAGAGUUAUUAGAGUUCCUAAGAACUAGACCUCAUGUAUUGGCGGCAGAAUCUUUGAAACGAGUUAAACGUACCCUGGCUAAUGGUCAGAGAAAAUAUCCUCCUUAUAUUAUAGAAGUUGAGGGCAUACAACAUCGUUUUAUGCAUAUUUAUCAUAAGAUAUAUUUUCCUGAUGCCACUGUUGAAGCUUUUGAAAUUGAAUCCUUUACCCGAGGUUCAGACUUAGCGAAAGCUAUCGGCUCGAGGCUCAAACUUAAAUCUUUAGAGGGUUUCAGUUUGUUUGUUAAAAUUGGCGACAAAGCCUUUUCAAUUCCCGAAAAUGAUUUCAUAUUCGAUUUUAUAACUGAACUAAUGCAGUGGAUUAAACAAAAUAUGCCCACCCGAUCAUUAGAUAGCCAGCAAACAUGCCCCUAUCAAUUGUAUUUCAUGAAGAAACUUUGGAUCAAUACUACACCCGGCAAAGAUCGUAAUGCCGAUGUAAUAUUCCAUUAUCCCCAAGAAGUACCCAAAUAUUUGGCCGGUUAUUAUAAAACCAAUAAAGAAUUGGCUUUACAAUUGUCUUCACUGAUUUAUGUGGUCGAAUAUGGUCAGAACUUUAUACCAUUGCAAAAACCGCAUGAAAUACUGAAACUUAUAAUACCAGAUGAUAUUUUGCCAAUAAUGAAAUCUCAAGAAUGGAAGACACAACUUGUAAAUCGAGUAAAAGAUUUGCUAUUGAGUGGUGUGGAGGGUGCUAAAGCUAAGGAGAAAUUUUUGAUGCUAUUGGCAGAACAGGAAAUGUUUGGUUCCACAUUCUUUGUGGCCAAACAGACUAAUGAUGAUAGUAUGCCGGAAUUGAUAUAUUUGGCUAUAAAUCGUAAAGGUUUUCAUAUUAUAGAUCCCUUAACUAAGAAUACUUUGCAAUCCUACGGUUACAGUGAACUAAGUUUCUGGAGUUCGGGCAAUACCUACUUCCACAUACGUUUUGGCAAUAUGAUAGGAGCCUCUAAAUUGCUCUGUUCCACUACCCAGGGUUACAAAAUCGAUAAUUUACUUUCUUCUUAUAUUAAAUAUUUAAAUGAUAAACAAUAAAUUUUAAUUAAAAA